AUGUCUGCUGAAGAUCUCUUGAACGAUACUUUCAAUGUCCUUGAAGAGGAAACCAUGAAGGCUGUUGAGCAAGUUCAAGCUUACCAACGCAAACUCAUGGAUCCUAUCUAUCACAAACGUCGUGAAUUGGUCAAGAAAAUUCCUGGUUUCUGGGGUACAGCUAUUGGAAACUCUCCCAUGUUUGCCAUCAAUCCCUCUGACAAUGACUUGGAGGCCUUGGAUAACUUGACUGAUUUCCAUGUCGAAUACGACCAUGAUAAGCCUGAUUACCGCAAGGUGAUUGCUACCUUUAAGAAGAACGGCGUCUUCAAGAACGAAACCUUGACCAAGGAAAUUUCUGUUGAUCCUGAGAACGGCGGUGCCACUAUCAGCAAAACCACCAUUGAAUAUCACGAGAAUAAGGCUCCCAAUAACAAGCGUAAGGCAAAGGAUGAGGACGAAGAUGAAGAUGACUUUAACGUCUCCUUUGUUGACUGGUUUGGUGAUGAUGAUGUCCGUACUGGUAUCAUCCUUGCUGACGAUAUCUUCCCCAGUGCCAUCGAAUAUUAUCAAGGUCCUGGCGAUUCUGAAGAUGAUGAGGAUGAGAAUGGUGAAAUUGAUCUGGAUGCCGAGUCUGAUGAAGAUGAGGAGGAGGAAGAUGAGAAGCCCAAGUCCAAGAAGUCCAGAAAGUAA
This is a messenger RNA of Mucor velutinosus, 672 nucleotides long. RefSeq names its product syntaxin binding protein 1. Gene Ontology annotation, biological process: nucleosome assembly. The coding region runs from base 1 to 672 and encodes 223 amino acids. Gene Ontology annotation, molecular function: histone binding; chromatin binding. The record is from RefSeq and is a predicted model, not a curated record. The transcript has 3 exons. Gene Ontology annotation, cellular component: chromatin; nucleus. Lineage: Eukaryota; Fungi; Mucoromycota; Mucoromycetes; Mucorales; Mucoraceae.